This is a messenger RNA of Ictalurus punctatus (channel catfish), 1320 nucleotides long. Its product is annotated as guanine nucleotide-binding protein G(I)/G(S)/G(O) subunit gamma-12-like. The record is from RefSeq and is a predicted model, not a curated record. The transcript has 2 exons. NCBI's taxonomy places the organism in Eukaryota, Metazoa, Chordata, Actinopteri, Siluriformes, Ictaluridae. Gene Ontology annotation, biological process: G protein-coupled receptor signaling pathway. The coding region runs from base 909 to 1130 and encodes 73 amino acids. Gene Ontology annotation, cellular component: heterotrimeric G-protein complex. Gene Ontology annotation, molecular function: G-protein beta-subunit binding.
UAUUAUUAUUAUUAUUAUUAUUAUUAUUCAUUGAGUGAAUAAUAAUUUCCACACACCAGCAGCUCCAGAAAGAAAUGUGUAAAUUAGCUAACACAGUGACAGUAUCAUUGAAUCAGUGAGUUGAACUCGAGAAUCGAAUCGGUUCUAUUCGUGAAUGAAUCAUUACAACACUUCUCUCAUAAACUUUAUAUGAUUACAUAUGAUUUAUAUGAAUGAGUGCUUUUUUUUUGGUAUAAAUUUGCAAAGAUUUCAAACAAACUUCUUUCACGUUGUCAUUAUGGGGUAUUGUUUGUAGAAUUUUGAGGAAAAUAAUGAAUCUAAUCCAUUUUGGAAUAAGGCUGUAACAUAACAAAACGUGGGAAAAGUGAAGCGCUGUGAAUACUUUCCGGAUGCACUGUAUAAAUGAAUAAAUUAGUAAUGAAUAAGCAGGGAUGUUUUUUAAAUGCUAAGUUUAAUAUGAUAAAUAAUAGUUACUCUAAUGUCCCCUUUGUAACCGUAUGUAUGGACGACUACUCCUACACCAUAAUCCACUUAUAAUAGAUUAAGUGAGCAAAAUCCUAAAUCUGACCCAUUAAGCUGCAUGUUAGCAGAAUAUUUCAUUCUCCCCCUGUAGCGAUUUUCUUUUCUGAGGGUGUGUGAUGUUGGUGUGACAUUUCUACACCUGCGUAUGCGACCUUUCAACUCAGCCACAUCACAAGACACUUUGAAGUGACCGCAGGAGCACAUGGCGAGAGGACAGUCCAACAUUGGUUAAAUAGCCAGGACGGGAGAUCCACAUCAGCAUCUUUGAAUGUGUAUAGGUGAAUACACAAGAGAAGCACUGAAAUCAUUGCAGAAUAAAUCGAGCAGCCCAGAACAGCAGCGAACAGAGCUGUGAUCAGUCCCAUGCUUCAGGGUGUAACUGUGAGAUGGAGGCUGGAAAAGUCUACAGCAGCAACACUGUGCUUCAAGCUAGAAAAGUUGUGGAGCAGCUGAGACUGGAGGCCAACCUGGACAGGAUCAAGAUCUCAGCUGCGGCUGCUCAGCUCGUGCAGUACUGUCAGGAGCACCGGCGUGGAGAUCCACUGCUCACAGGCAUCUCUGCCUCCUCCAACCCAUUCAAAGACAAGAAGACUUGUGUGCUACUGUGAGAGUGCAGAACCAUAUGUACAUAUUAAUAAAGGCAAUGAAUUAAUAUGUCUAUAUUGCACAUAUCAUCUUUAUUUAUUUUAUUAUUAUUAUCAUUGUUUUUUAAACAGUUUUCAUUGCUAUACUCACUCUCUCACUACCCCCUCUGUAACAGGGUUUACAGAGGGUUUACAGCUUUAUUAGACCAUAGCC